Messenger RNA from Lathyrus sativus (Indian pea), 1077 nucleotides. Lineage: Eukaryota; Viridiplantae; Streptophyta; Magnoliopsida; Fabales; Fabaceae. The record is from the annotation of a GenBank genome assembly.
AUGAAUUCUGAUACCCAACCCGAAACGGCGUCGUUCUGGUGUUACAGUUGCACGCGCUUCGUUAACCUUUCAGAUCACAGUAUCAUCGUUUGUCCACACUGCGAGAGCGGUUUCGUUGAAGAGAUCCAAGCCGGCGAGUCGCCGCAUCACCGACUCAGUCCUUUCCCCGACGACGCUGUUUCUACACGGAGACAAGGGUUUCGCCGCCGAAGACGCGACGCUGGAAGUCGGUCCCCUUUCAAUCCUGUCAUCGUUCUUCGCGGAGCCGGUGAAGAUGGUGCCGAUCAGGAAGGAGGUAGCGCGUUUGAACUGUUUUAUGAUGACGGCGAUGGUUCUGGUCUUCGUCCGUUACCGCCGACAGUUUCGGAGUUUUUGCUUGGAUCUGGAUUUGAUCGGUUGUUGGAGCAGUUUUCGCAGAUCGAGAUGAAUGGAUUUGGACGACCGGAGAAUCCGCCGGCGUCUAAGGCGGCUAUCGAGUCUAUGCCGACCGUUGAGAUCUGUGAGGAACAGGUUAGAUGUGAAAUGCACUGUGCGGUUUGUAAAGAGGAGUUUGAGUUGGGUGUGGAGGCGCGUGAACUACCCUGCAAGCAUAUCUAUCAUUCUGAUUGCAUUCUUCCAUGGCUGUCGGUGAGGAACUCGUGCCCUGUGUGCCGUCACGAGCUUCCUUCUGAUCUUAAUAACCCUUUGGAAUCUAGGGUUUCCGGACAAAUUGAUGAAGAAGCAAUCGGAUUAACAAUAUGGAGGUUACCGGGUGGUGGAUUUGCUGUGGGGAGAUUCUCCGGUGGACGGAGUGCAGGGGAGAGUCAUUUUCCGGUUGUGUACACUGAGAUGGAUGGCGGGCUCAAUGCAAACGGUGCUCCAAGAAGAAUUUCUAGAACAGUUAGGAGUCAUAGGGUUAGGGAAAGUCGAGGAAUUGGAAGAGCUUUUCGUAAUUUCUUCUCAUUCUUUGGGAGAAUCGGUUCUAGGUCAAAUUCUGGUUCUGAGAAUGUUUCUGUGAGUAGAAGCCGUAGCUUAGUGAAUUCAAUGUUCAAUAGAAAUUCGCGCAGACGUAGGAGAACUUUGGAGUUGGAAGAUUGA